Messenger RNA from Pieris macdunnoughi, 1086 nucleotides. Lineage: Eukaryota; Metazoa; Arthropoda; Insecta; Lepidoptera; Pieridae. The record is from the annotation of a GenBank genome assembly.
AUGAAGUUUGAAACAACCUCAUACAAAAACAUGCUGAAUUUGUUUCGACCACUUAUUAUUAUUAUGUUCAUCUGUGGAUACAAUUUUAAAACAUUUACUCCCAGUUUGUUAAGAAAAGUGAUAGCGCAGCUUUACAGCCUCAGUUUAGUAAUCAUCGUCUCAUAUUGUACAAUGAACUGUUGUAACGUCAUCAACCCGUCCCAGUUCAUGUCUCUCCUCGAAUACGAUUUCAGUGUCCUCGUUUCUAUGAUCUAUAAUAGCAAAAUCCUCAAGUUUAUCUCCGGCCUCAAGUGCUUAGAUGGUUAUCUCAGAAUCAAUAAGCGCCAUUACACGAUUAUCAAAUUCAGAUUUUUCUUCAUUGCAGUAACACUGUGGAUUAUUAGAAUCAUAUACACGACUUUAAGUUGCACUUCGAGUAACUGUUUUUAUUCUUUCUUUCCAUUUACGUUGAAUAUUUUCUCGUCAUUAGCUCUAGAUUUGAAUAGAGUUUGGAGAUUCACAAUUUUAAAUACUAUCCGGUUUAGGAUUAAACUGUUACGGCGCAGAUUGGAAGAGGAUCCUGAGGAAAACUAUUAUUUAUACGCAGUAAAAAUGAAGACAGUAAAGGAGGACAAAUUAAAGUUUUGUCUUUUUAUCUACAGACAAAUUGGGAAUAUGGUGGACCUUAUCCAACCAGAGAUGCAUGCGCAGAUGUUUGUAAGUAUAAUCUGUGGUAUUCCAAAGCUUGUGGUCGAUAUCUAUCAUAUUCUCUUAGUUAUUGAAAAUCACGAGCCAAUAACAGCUUUGGGGUUCACUGUAAUGCAUAUAAUUCAUGUUUCGUUUUUGCUCAUGUCUCCAUCCGUCGUAAUCGAAUUGUUUCAAGUUGAGAUUGAGAAAAUUAGAUUACAUUUGAUACACCAAAUAAUUGAUAGUAGUGAUCCAAAGACGAAAGAAGAUGCCCAAAUUUUUCUCCAAUACUCCGAAAUAAGAUCAAUAAAGAGCAAACUAUGGAGAUGUAUUCCUAUAAAUAUAGCAUUGCCGUUGGACAUUUUAAAUAUUUGUUACUCUGCAAUAAUUGUCAUUAUUAAUUUUACAGAUUUAUAUUAA